AUGAAUGGAUCAUGUGUUCAAUUGAAUGAUUUACCUGAUGAACUUCUUAUGUUUAUUUUCAAACAAAUGAACAAUGUUGAAGUUCUUUAUUCUUUAUUCGGUGUCAAUGAACGAUUGAAUUCAAUUCUACAAGAUCCAAUUUUUACAAAUCGUUUGAAUUUUUUGAAAUGGUCUUCAAAGAAAUUUCUCAAUAUAUUUUCUCCUGAUAUUAUAUUUGAUCGAUUUUGUUUACAAAUUUUACCAGCAAUUCAUGAGAAAAUUCAAUGGCUUGAUGUUGAAUCAUCAUCUAUGAAACAAAUUCUAUGUGCUGCUAAUUAUUCUAAUUUAUAUGGACUGGGUCUAUUCAAUAUCGAAGAAGAAACAAUUAAAAAUCUUUUCACUGAUGUAAAUCUUUCAUCUGAUCUUUUUAAAAAUCAAAUUACCAGACUUCUAAUUACAGUUGAUACUAAUCAGAAUCUGAAGCAUUAUUUAACAAUGAAAUAUAUAUGCAAUCAUAUAUUUGAUGUGUUUAAAAAGUUAACUCAUUUAAUAUUUUCUCAAUCAUCAUAUCAAAAUAUGGUUGGAUUACCAUUUAUUUAUCCACCGAUCAAUUUUUGUUCUUCAACUCUUUUGGUAUUGAAUGUUAAGAUUAAUCAUUUUGAGACAUGUUUAUGUUUUCUCGAUGGUCGUUUAAAUAAACUUCACACACUCAUUGUGGAAUCAGCUGACAUUUGCUCAUUAGGAGAAAUUGAAAAUAAAGGAGAUGUACCAAGUCUAAUGUGUUUUUCCUUAUCUUGUGUUGGGCCAAUAGACUAUUACGAUAAAUUGAUUCUUCCAUUGCUAUAUCGAAUGUCAAAUUUAGAAAAACUUAAUCUAUCUCUUUCAAUUUCAGUUGAAGAAACAUUGAUUGAUGGAUAUCAUUUAAAAAAUAAAAUUCUUAAUCCUAUGUCACGAUUAAAUCAAUUUACAUUUGAUAUUCAUUCGAUGAUGAAUAUUAAUAAUGAAAUAAUUUUACCAUCAAAAGAAGAUAUUCAAAACACAUUCAAAGAUUUUCAAUAUACACAAAUAAUAUCUUAUAUGAAUCAUUUUCUAGAAAGAAAGGAAUGCCAAUGUCAUAUUUAUACAUAUCCAUCUCAAAUAUCAUAUUAUCAAUAUAUAUCAAAUCAAUUUCCAGGUGGAUAUUAUCCAUAUGUUCGUAUUGUAUCAUUAUAUGAUGAAUAUCCUUUUGAACAUGAAUUUUUUCUUCAAUUAGUUCAAUCUUUCCCAUUUAUAGAAAAAUUAGUGUUAAUUAAUCGCAAAUCACAACAACACCAACAAUCUUAUAAAUCAAUGAAUAACAGUUGUCAUUUAUCAAUCGUUGAAUAUUCUCGUCUUAUUGAACUUGACAUUGAAUAUGCUUGUGAUGAUUAUAUUGAAGAAUUUCUAUGUGAUACAAAAACAUGUUUUCGAAAGAAUAUUUCUCUUCGUAUUCUUGAUCACUCUUUAUUAAGAGUAACAGAAAAUUUUACAAGAGAAGAUACUCGAAUGAAUUGUACCAAAGUAGAAAAUUUAUGGCCGUGUGGUGAAUGGAGAUCUUCGAAAUCUUUUCAAGAAUAUUUUCCUUUGAUAAAAGAAAGUGAUUAUAUUUAUUCUUCUUUUUAUGUAAAAUAA
Molecule: messenger RNA, 1629 nt
Organism: Rotaria sordida
Lineage: Eukaryota; Metazoa; Rotifera; Eurotatoria; Philodinida; Philodinidae
Source: the annotation of a GenBank genome assembly